Mycena indigotica is the source of this 1260-nucleotide messenger RNA. RefSeq lists its product as uncharacterized. Bases 1 to 1260 code for a protein of 419 amino acids. The record is from RefSeq and is a predicted model, not a curated record. The transcript is spliced from 8 exons. NCBI's taxonomy places the organism in Eukaryota, Fungi, Basidiomycota, Agaricomycetes, Agaricales, Mycenaceae.
AUGUCAUUCGCUUCGUCCAUCACUACCUUUUUCAAGGCCAUGUUCAUUACUGUCGUCGGCUGGCUCUUCACUCGCAAUUGUGAGGCCAACGGGGACGCAGCCUACUCCCCCAGAGCCCUUGAGGAAGGCUUGUUCAGUGCCGUCGACACCAACGUCGUCGCCACUCACUUCCCCAAUAUGUACUCUGCUUCUACCCCCGAAGCUGACCAUAUUCACGUGGUCAAGCCGGUGCCGACGAUAAUUGUCACUCCGCCCUCGAUUGACAACAUAUACAAGGUCCACACCGAGCAGAGUACAACAUCGGUUGGCGCCACGAAAGACGACGUUCUGCCAACUGAGAGUGUUGUUGAGGCCAGCGCUGGAACUCAAGUCAUGCAUGACGGUAACUCCGUCGUUGAUGUUUCUGCCAACAAAGAGCCCCACAUGAACACCAAAGUCGUUGUUUCUGUGAACAGCCAGCCGCUUAUCCCUUCCGUGUCUCUCACUUAUCUUAAUCCCCGCCCUGCACCGUCUCCUCCAAUCAAGGUCAUGGCAACGCCUUCUCGUGUGCCGUUGUGCAACAUUACCAACACUAGAAAGCCGGUUCGAGUCGGAAACGGGUCUUCCAAGAAGAAACAGGCCCGCGCAGCUGUCGUCUCCACCACGAGCCGAAACGUCAAAGGGGAAUAUGAUCAGGUCGUAAACGCAGGCACACUUUCGCUCGACGAGCAAUGGGCUGCCGCCAAAGCUCUCGUAUCUUCACGUCGGCAGCAGAUCGUAUCCUAUAAGCGCCUCAGUGCUCCCAUAAACAAAACACCCACCAUCAACGUUGUUCCCAAACGUUAUUCAGCGCCAGCAAUACCCACAGCCUCGACUGCGGCACCGAAGCUUGAAUUGGAGCAAUUGCUGGAUGAGCUCUUGCUCGAGGCCCAGGAAACGCUCGCGAUGGUCGAGUCCCAGCGUAUUGUCCUUAACACCAACAUACAAGGACUCCCUCCAACCGCGCCGUUGAAGUUGAGCCCAAAAGCCAAAUUCAAUACCCCUUCUCCAAAUCACGCUCUUUGCCUCAAUAAAUCCGCUGUUGCGUCGUUUCACAAUGAUGUAAUCCCUCCAUCCUCCGCCCUCCCUCACUCUUCCACGCUCGCAACACUUUCGAGUUGCGGUUCCAUUGGCUCCAUCUUGGACCAUUUCGAGGACCUCAUCGUCAGUCCUUCUUGGCGGAGAAUUUCGGGACAUUCCGACGCGUUGGAGAAACGUUGGGUGGUGGAGGCGCUGGUCUGA